CUGAAAGCUUUUGACCAGGAAGUAAAUGCAUUUGUGGACUAUAUGUUUGGACCUCGAGAUGCCAGGGUCAGAGGAUGGUUCCUUUUGGACUCUUACCUUCCCACAUUUUUCCUUACUGGAGCUUACCUACUCUGCAUAUGGCUGGGCAACAAGUUCAUGAAGGACAGGCCUCCUUUCUCUCUCAGGGCUCACCUCAUUGUAUAUAACCUUGGGAUUACACUGCUCUCCUUGUACAUGCUCAUAGAGCUCAUCCUUGCCACAUGGGAAGGAGGCUACAACUUGCAGUGCCAGAACCUCCACAGCGCAGGGGAGGCUGACGUCCGGGUAGCCAAGGUGCUGUGGUGGUAUUAUUUUUCCAAAGUAAUUGAAUUCAUGGACACUAUCUUCUUUGUACUGAGAAAGAAAAACAGCCAGAUCACCUUCCUUCAUGUGUAUCACCAUGCCACUAUGUUUAACAUUUGGUGGUGUGUUCUGAACUGGAUACCUUGUGGGCAAAGUUUCUUUGGACCCACUUUGAAUAGCUUUAUCCACGUGCUCAUGUAUUCUUAUUACGGACUGUCAGUCAUCCCUUCUAUGCGCAAGUAUCUGUGGUGGAAGAAAUACCUCACUCAAGCACAAUUGAUCCAGUUUCUGCUCACUAUUGUGCACACACUCAGUGCAGCUGUGAAGCCAUGUGGAUUCCCAUUUGGUUGCCUCAUGUUCCAGUCCUCCUACAUGGCCACGCUGGUCAUUCUCUUCAUAAACUUCUACAUUAAGACAUACUGGAAAGCACCUUCAAGAACAGCUAUAAAGGAAACCCCUGUCACAACAGAAAUCAAGAACGGUUUCCAUAAGGACUACUUUGCUGCUGCCAAUGGAUUCCUGAACAAUAAGAAAGCACAAUAA
This is a messenger RNA of Gavia stellata (red-throated loon), 885 nucleotides long. It is a transcript of the gene ELOVL2, whose product is annotated as ELOVL fatty acid elongase 2. Gene Ontology annotation, cellular component: endoplasmic reticulum; endoplasmic reticulum membrane. Gene Ontology annotation, biological process: fatty acid elongation, polyunsaturated fatty acid; fatty acid elongation, monounsaturated fatty acid; fatty acid elongation, saturated fatty acid. The coding region runs from base 43 to 885 and encodes 280 amino acids. Gene Ontology annotation, molecular function: fatty acid elongase activity. NCBI's taxonomy places the organism in Eukaryota, Metazoa, Chordata, Aves, Gaviiformes, Gaviidae. The record is from RefSeq and is a predicted model, not a curated record. The transcript has 7 exons.